Molecule: messenger RNA, 908 nt
Organism: Ascoidea rubescens DSM 1968
Lineage: Eukaryota; Fungi; Ascomycota; Saccharomycetes; Ascoideales; Ascoideaceae
Exons: 2
Coding region: 29-643 (204 amino acids)
Cellular component (GO): mitochondrion
Molecular function (GO): oxidoreductase activity
Source: RefSeq, a predicted model, not a curated record
UCUCUUACAUUCUUCUGUUGCUCUCACAAUGUCUAUGAUCAGAACUUUACAACACUCUAAUGAUAUCAUCACUAUCUUCCAUUCUACCCAAAAUUUGAAAUCAAUUCAAUUGUUGAAAACUCUAAGAAAAUACCAAUUUGCUCAUCCUAAUGCUCAAAGGUCUUACAAUAAAAAGAUCUUUUUCGGUUUGUUUACCAGGAAAAUCUCGAAUGAUGACCAUGAAAAGACAAGAUAUGAUUUGGAUAUCAAAUCCGAUUUCAUUCCAACUUUUGAUCAAUUAACUUCGAUCUAUAACACAAUUCAAAUUAAUACAAUGUGCAAAAAAACUUUUAUAACCUCAUUCCCUUUUUUAAUCAAAGAUCAUCCUCACUUGAGUAACAUCAAAAUUAACGAUAUUAAUGAUAAAAAUAUUUAUAAAAUUAAAGUCUCUGAUAUUGUUUUGCCAAAGAGAAACGAAUACAACUAUUUAAUAUCAAACAACUCCUUUGAUGACUUGGUUAAACAAAAUUAUUUCAAUCCUCCUUUGGUUGUCGAUUGGACAAACAAUUUAAUUUGCUCAAACAAAGAAGACUUUAAAUCAAAAAUCUUAAAUCAUUAUCAAAAUCACUAUUUAGAUGAUGAACUUGUUAAACUCGCAGACUAAUGAUCAGUCUUCUCAAAUCUAUUUUUAAAAACAUUUCAGCAAACCAAUUUAUUGUUUUGCUAUAAACUUCCUAUAACUAUAAUUAUUUAUAUUAUAUUCUCUUAUUAACUAUUCUGACAAUAUUCUUUAAUUUUCUUACUUCAUCUUAACUUAUCCUCUUUUUUUUCUUUUAUAUACAUAUAAUUUUUUUUAUUAAAAUCGUUAUAUAAUUAUAAACUAAAUUAUAAAGGUCAAAACCUUGAUAAAUAAAUAAAUAAAUAAAUAC